Molecule: messenger RNA, 192 nt
Organism: Geodia barretti
Lineage: Eukaryota; Metazoa; Porifera; Demospongiae; Tetractinellida; Geodiidae
Source: the annotation of a GenBank genome assembly
AUGCGCAUUGCUGGUCUCGGGCUCCCCGAACUACUCAUCAUCCUGCUGGUGCUGCUGCUGGUUUUCGGCGCCUCUCGGUUGCCGGGAGUUGGCUCUGCCCUGGGCAAGGGCAUUCGAUCGUUCAAAACGUCGGUAACCGGCGAGGACGAAAAACCUGGCACGGAGACCGGAACCAACGAACACAACACCUGA